Molecule: messenger RNA, 828 nt
Organism: Microbotryum saponariae
Lineage: Eukaryota; Fungi; Basidiomycota; Microbotryomycetes; Microbotryales; Microbotryaceae
Source: the annotation of a GenBank genome assembly
AUGGCGCGUAGUGGACCACUGGCCAGGCGCCGGACGUGCACAGCCGCACGUCGGCAGACGUUUCGGAAAACUGCCCAGGCCAAGUUCAAGGUGACCAACUGCACAAAGUGCAAGGAAUCCUGCGGGGAGUGUUAGAGGCGGGGUCUGAGCGCCUAACUCAUUGCUAUUAGUCUUGGUUAACUCCUUAUUCUGCGCGCGCGCCUAUCUCUGUCUUUGCGUCUUUUCUCCUUCUGGGUUCCUUCUCCACGCUAUUCUCAUCUCACUCGUGUAUCUCGGAGCUGAGUCGUGGAGUACCUCUUAGGUUAGUUACUGCAAAGUUACGCUAUUCUCAUCAUCUCACUCGUGUAUCUCGGAGCUGAGUCGUGGAGUACCUCUUAGUCCUUGUCUUAAUAGGUUAUGAGCUCAACGAGCGAAUCCGACUUCCCUAACGGGUCGGGCAAUCGCUUGUACCUCAAGGACACAAGGGUACAAGAGCUGGUCACAACGUGCGUUCAUCAAUCUUCGAGCCGACAAACUAUGGGAUGUCGUCAACCAAUCCAUCGACUCCCUUGUCGCGGACUAUCGGUCCACGCUCGUUAUCGCACAUCCAACGGCGUCCGUCGCGCCACUUGAACCAGCCUCCCCCGGCUUUAGCGGGCUUGGGGGGGGGGGGGGGGCUCUGGUUCUGCGCACUCGGACGAAUUGCCCAGGCUCACCAGCGUUCAAGUUGCGGACAAGGUCGCGGAAUAUCGCGAACGGGCCAUCCGCCGCAACGACUUGGCAUGCAAAUACAUCGCCAAUUCGACCUCGGAGCUCCGAGGUUCUGAAAAUCGGUCAUGGCAAUCUUGA